AUGCCUGACGAGAAAGAAGCAGACCCUGAUGUUCUAGCGAGACGUCUGAAGCUUAAAGCGUUUGACGAUCUCUCUACGUCAAUGUGGACCUUCAUAGAAACAGAAGAAAGAAAAAAAUCGACCACAGAAAAAAAACGAUCGAAGAAAAUGUUGCAGACUUUUGCAAAAAGAAAGUGCAAGACGAGGACAGCCGAUAUUUGCAAAAAUCAGUCAGUGAAGUUCUGGGAAGACAUACCAUGGAGUCUCUCAUUCUAUCAGUCGAGCAUCCUUUCUAGUUUUGGAAUAGAAAUAGCCGAAGGAAUUGUUAGAUAUGGCCCUAUCUAG
This is a messenger RNA of Haemonchus placei, 324 nucleotides long. Lineage: Eukaryota; Metazoa; Nematoda; Chromadorea; Rhabditida; Trichostrongylidae. The record is from the annotation of a GenBank genome assembly.